Molecule: messenger RNA, 559 nt
Organism: Eruca vesicaria subsp. sativa (arugula)
Lineage: Eukaryota; Viridiplantae; Streptophyta; Magnoliopsida; Brassicales; Brassicaceae
Source: the annotation of a GenBank genome assembly
UCGUCAACAAUUAAGCAUGGGUUGGGUUUGGAAAGACGAUUCAUCCGUUUCCAACCCCGAUAAUGAUCUCACCGAUCAACCGCUCGGAGGUUCCGCCGCCGACGGAAAUUGCUCCACCACCACGGUGGUAAGAUCAAAGUGCAAGACAGAGGAGGUGGAGCCUGGAAAGUUCGUCAGGAAGUGCGACAAAACCGAAGAAAUCCUCCGCCACUGUUUUGGCAAGCCCUCUGAAGUUGUGCAAUCCAUCACAGAGCACACAGAAGAGGAUGUCACAAACCAGAUGGUGCGUGGAUCUGCUCUCUCUAACCAAUUCGAGGAAACCCCCCUAAACUUCCCGGAACUCCGCAGCGACUUAGACGACAUCGAACGUCAUUUCUUUGAAGCAGUGGAAGAGAUGAAGAGCAGCUUGUUUGACAUCAUCGGAGAUUAUGACCCAACCUCCACCAUGAGAGGGAUACCCAUUCAGGACCAUCCGAAGAUAGACGACGAAAAUGCUGCCAGUAGACUGCCUUUCUCCUCUGGAGAAAUUGAUCUCUCGAGCUUGGCUAAGGACGUUUGA